This is a messenger RNA of Helobdella robusta, 579 nucleotides long. RefSeq lists its product as hypothetical. Gene Ontology annotation, biological process: actin cytoskeleton organization; positive regulation of Arp2/3 complex-mediated actin nucleation. Gene Ontology annotation, molecular function: Arp2/3 complex binding; protein kinase A regulatory subunit binding. Lineage: Eukaryota; Metazoa; Annelida; Clitellata; Rhynchobdellida; Glossiphoniidae. The coding region runs from base 1 to 579 and encodes 192 amino acids. Gene Ontology annotation, cellular component: SCAR complex; cytoskeleton. The transcript has 3 exons. The record is from RefSeq and is a predicted model, not a curated record.
AUGCCGUUAGUUAAGCGAUCGAUAGAGCCGUCUGCCAUAAGUCAUGGAGCAAUUGGAUCAGAUGUGAGGAAUGAGCUAGAAUGCGUUUCUAACAACACGUUGUCUAAGAUCAUCAAACAACUUGGUUCAUUGAGCAAGCAGUCGGAAGAUCUCUUUGCUGAAUUGUACGUUGAAACUUGUACACUGGCAAAUAGAACGACUAAUUUAGGCAGAAGAAUUGAUGGUCUGAAGCAAAAAAUUUGCCAGUUGAAUCCUAUUGUUGAAGAAGUUUCUCUGCAAGAAAUUAAUCAACGCAAGCCAUUUAAAAGUGUCAUGUGUCGAGACCAACAGAUCAUGCUCAGAUCAACUCGUCCCCACUCAAUUGCUGAAGUCUACAAGAUGUGUGAAAUGCCUCCAGCACUCAAUAAAUUGGAUGUCUUCAGAGAGGAUGGCAUGGACAGUUUGAAGUUCUAUACCAAUCCGGAGUACUUUGCCGAACUUUGGUUUGCUGAAAUGAAGGCCGCUCAGCACCAGCAGAAAAAAAUUAAACAGAAGCACAGUCAACUGGUUGGUAGAUUUUUAUCUCCCAUCCAUUUAUAA